ACCGCCCCCCUGUCCCCGCCGGGCCCGCAGUGUCGCUCGGGAUGGCGUUCAUGGAGCUGCCGGUGCCGGAGCGGCCGCUGCUGGAUGACACGGUGCCGCUGACCGCCGUGAUCGAGGCCAGCCAGAGCCUGCAGUCUCAUACGGAAUACAUCAUACGUGUCCAGCGAGGGAUAUCCAUGGACAACAGCUGGCAGAUCGUCAGGCGAUACAGCGACUUCGACGCGCUGAACAGCAGCCUACAGAUCUCGGGUUUAACCCUUCCUCUGCCUCCCAAAAAACUCAUCGGGAACAUGGACCGGGAAUUUGUAGCCGAGAGACAGAAGGGGCUGCAGAAUUAUCUGAACGUCGUCACCUCGCACCACGUCCUCUGCAGCCACGAGCAGGUCAAGAAGUUUCUGGACCCAAACAACUACUCCGCCAAUUACACGGAGGUCGCCCUGCAGCAGGUCUCCAUGUUCUUUCGGUCAGAUCCAAGGUUUGAAGUCGUGGAGCCGCUAAAGGACAUCGGCUGGAGGCUCCGGAAACGAUAUUUCUUAAUGAAAAGCAGAAACCAACCCAAGGAGAACCUCGUCCUAAGCUGGGCUGAUCUCGGUCCUGAUAAAUUCCUUCAAGAUAAAGAUUUCCAGUGCGCGAUCCGACUUCUGCCUUCGCUGACGCACCCCUACAUCUACCGAGUGACGUUUGCCACGGCCAGCGAGUCGUCCGCGCUGGUUAUCCGGCCGUUUAGUGAGAAGGGAACGCUGAAGGAUCUCAUUUAUAAGUCCAAACCGAAAGAUCCCUUCCUGAAAAAAUACUGCGGCCCCAAGAAGACCCCCGGCCUGGAGCCGCAGCAAAUCAAGACGUACGGGAGGCAGAUUCUAGAGGCCCUGAGAUUCUUACACGAGCGAGGAUUCCCGUACGGACACCUCCACCCCGCCAACGUGGUGCUGGACGGAGACGCCUGCAAGCUGCUGGACUUGGAGAAUUCCCUGCUGGGUUUGCCGUCUUUCUACAGAUCGUACUUUUCACAGUUUCGCAAAAUAAAUACGUUACAAAGUAUCGACGUUCACUGUUUCGGGCACUUAUUGUAUGAAAUGACUUACGGGCGCCCCCCUGACUCGGUCCCGCUGGAUCACUUCCCCCCGGCUCCGUCCUUGACUAUUGUGCCGGUUCUGGAGUCCAUCCUGUCCUGCGAAGCCUGUAAGAAUGGCGUGCCGUCCGUGGCUCAGCUCUUACAGACACCGUUAUUCAGCGACGUCACGCUUCUGAAUUCUGAAAAACCCCAGUUUAAGAUUCCGACCAAAUUAAAAGAGGCGCUAAAAACGGCCAAAGAAUGUAUGGAGAGAAGACUCUCCGAGGAGCAAAAGUCGAUAUACCAGCACCGGCGCCUGACCCGAGCGCAGUCGCACCACGAAUCGGAGGAAGAGAAGAAGAAAAGGAAGAUUUUGGCGCGGAAGAAAUCUAAGCGCACAAACUGCGAUGGCGGAGAGGAGCCGUCCACGAAGUAUAACUCAAACCACUCAGCAGGCUCUGGGACAAGCUCUCCACUCACAUCACCCUCAUCUCCCACCCCUCCUUCAACAACAGGAAACGCAAAUGUUCCUUUACCGGCGCCGCCGCCGCCACCAGCGGCCCCACCCCCACCCGCGGUAAAGGACGUGCCAACAGAACCCAGCACCCCGUCUGUGAACGGUACGGACCGGAGAGCUUUACUCAGUUCUAUUCAGGGCUUCAAGAAGGGAGCGCUGAAGAAGGCGGCAACGAAUGACCACAGCGCCCCCCGGAUCAGCUGAAAAUGAACGUGCCCCCCGCACUUAACCCCCACCCUGACGGCCGGGUUAAUUUAGACGCUGAUUUUGAUAUCCUGCUAUCCUUUUGUUAUGGUUCAUAUUUCAAACUAACCAGAGCUUUUAAUUUCCUUAAACCCACCCGGUUAGAUAAUACCGUACGAGAUGAAAGGGUUAACAACUUGCACUCUUGGGGUCUCUGUACAGUUGCUGUUUACGGGAUUUUUAACUAUCCGUAUCAUUUCAAAUCACAUGAUCUGUGACUAACGGCGGCUCAGCUAUUGGGUCGUUUAUAUGAAGGUCGUUGCUUAAUUUUCAGUGAAAUUAUUGUAAUCUGUUGACUUUUAUUGCUGAUUGUCCCCAAUUUUAAGAGAUCCAAUACACAAUUCACAGAGAGCAG
Spea bombifrons (plains spadefoot toad) is the source of this 2166-nucleotide messenger RNA. It is a transcript of the gene PXK, whose product is annotated as PX domain containing serine/threonine kinase like. Lineage: Eukaryota; Metazoa; Chordata; Amphibia; Anura; Pelobatidae. The coding region runs from base 42 to 1772 and encodes 576 amino acids. Gene Ontology annotation, biological process: early endosome to late endosome transport; protein targeting to lysosome; protein phosphorylation. Gene Ontology annotation, cellular component: late endosome; extrinsic component of endosome membrane; early endosome. Gene Ontology annotation, molecular function: actin binding; protein kinase activity; phosphatidylinositol binding. The record is from RefSeq and is a predicted model, not a curated record. The transcript has 18 exons.